UAUUUGCCUAUACAUCACUUCCUAGCCGCUGCUGCCUCGGCCGCUGCUGCCAUCGCUCUCUGUUUGCUGCCGGGGCGCUGCACCCCACUAGCCCUUGUCUCUCGAGCUGCCUCUUGGGGGUUUGGUCGUCUUUUCAUGCUACCGCUGCCUACUGGGUGCUCGCGCCCCGAGGGGACCGUCCCUUCUCGAUAAUUCAUGGCUUGCCUGACCAGUGAUGAAGUCCAGAAUUCAGCCACCAAGAGACUUUAUUCCAGGAUGGAGGCCUCUUGCCUAGAGCUGGCUCUAGAAGGUGAGAGGCUCUGUAAAGCUGGAGAUUUCAAAGCUGGGGCUGCCUUCUUUGAAGCAGCUGUCCAAGUGGGAACUGAAGAUCUGAAGACUCUGAGUGCAAUUUAUAGCCAGCUGGGAAACGCCUACUUCUAUCUGAAGGAGUACUCAAAAGCUCUUGAGUAUCACAAGCAUGACCUCACUCUGGCCAGAACUAUUGGGGACCGCAUUGGGGAAGCCAAGGCCAGUGGCAACCUGGGCAACACUCUCAAAAUCUUGGGUCGAUUUGAGGAAGCUGUAAUCUGCUGCCAAAGACACCUGGACAUUUCCCAGGAGCAGGGUGACAAGGUGGGGGAAGCAAGAGCCUUGUACAACAUCGGUAAUGUGUAUCAUGCCAAGGGGAAGCAGCUGUCCUGGAACUCUGCCCAGGACCCCGGCCACCUGCCCCUGGACGUCAGAGAGACACUUCAGAAAGCUUCAGAAUUCUAUGAGAGGAACCUGUCUCUGGUGAAGGAGCUGGGAGACCGGGCUGCCCAGGGCCGGGCCUAUGGGAACCUUGGCAACACCCAGUAUCUGCUGGGAAAUUUUAGUGAAGCCAUCACCUUCCACAAGGAGAGACUUGCCAUUGCUAAGGAAUUUGGAGACAAAGCUGCUGAAAGGAGAGCAUACAGUAACCUAGGAAAUGCCCACAUCUUCCUGGGGCGAUUUGAUGUCUCUGCUGAGUACUAUAAAGAAGACCUCCAGCUGUCCCGACAACUGAAGGACCAGGCCGUGGAGGCCCAGGCCUGCUAUAGCCUGGGCAACACCUACACACUUCUGCAGGACUACGAGCGAGCGGUGGAGUACCACCUGCGGCACCUGCUCAUCGCCCAGGAACUGGGGGACAGAGUGGGUGAGGGCCGAGCCUGCUGGAGUCUGGGAAAUGCUUAUGUGUCCCUAGGAAGUCAUGAACAAGCAAUGACCUUUGCCAAGAAGCAUCUCGAGAUCUCCCACGAGAUCGGAGACAGGAAUGGAGAGCUCACCGCCCGCAUGAACAUUGCCCAGCUCCAGCUUGCCCUUGGUGGGGAUGCCAGCACCAAGGUAGGGGACAGGCCACACUACCCUGGUUAUGAAGCUCAAGGGGCCAGGCCUAAGAGGAUCCAGAGGCACAGUGUAGAGAGCCUAGAUUUGCUGAAGUUCCCACUGGAAAAGAACCAAAAUGGAGACAGCCACCACAUGGUAGAGCUGAAGAUGGCAGGCAAGGACUUCUUUUCCCUUUCUAUGAAAGGCCAGAAAUACCUGGAGGGUCCCCAAGAGGGAAGCAGCUUACCCUUAGACAGCACCAGUGACAUUCAAAUCCAGAUCCCCCAGGCGAAAAUCCCACGAGCACCAUCUGAUGAGGAAUGUUUCUUUGACCUACUGAGUAAGUUUCAGAGCAACCGGAUGGAUGAUCAACGCUGCCCACUAGAAGAGGGCCAAGCUGGGGCAGCUGAGGCCAGCACCCCUACUCCCACCCUGGACGAAAGAAUAUCUCAGUCGUCCCUGAUGGCCUCCCCUCAGACAGAGGAGUUCUUUGACCUCAUUGCCAGCUCCCAGAGCCGCCGGCUGGAUGACCAGCGUGCCAGUGUGGGCAGCCUGCCAGGCCUUCGGAUCACCCAUAACAAUUUGGGCCACCUUCGUGGGGAGGGUGAUGCUCAGGAGCCCGGAGAUGAAUUCUUCAACAUGCUGAUCAAGUGCCAGUCCUCCAGAAUAGACGACCAGCGCUGCGCCCCACCUGACACCAUGCCCCAUGGCCCCACCAUGCCAGAUGAAGACUUCUUCAGCCUCAUACAGAGGGUGCAAGCCAAGCGGAUGGAUGAGCAGCGAGUGGAUCUUGCCUCUGGCCAGGAGGAGGAGGCGGCCAACAUGCGGUCAGACGCCCCGCAGCAGUGCCGGCCUAGUGCCAGCUAAGGCCCCUCUGCCGGAGGACACCCCAGGACAGGUGCCGCUGGAACACACCUGCGCAUCCCUGAGCCUUCACCUAGGAUCUGGGGAAAGAGGGACGACCUUAUCUUCUUCCACCUGUCUGUCUCCAGCCACUAGGGGAAACCACCAACCAUGUGCAGAUCCUCAUGUUCCAGGAGAGGCCAAGAAACCCCAGUGAACUUAUGGCUGAGCUUGAUAUGGUCAUGGCUAGGCACUGGACACCCAGAGAGAUGUGAACAGCUGGCCCUUCUCACCGUAGCUUCGGGGGGGCAUUCCCGGGGUUCAGGCAGGGGUAGGUGUCUGGGGAGACAGCACAUGCUAGAAUCUUACACGGAAGUGACGGAGCCUCUCCUUGACCCUCUCAAGCCCAGAAAUCCCAGACUUAAGCACAGGGAAGGAUGGGGCCCCUCCUGUGCUGGUGGCUUCAUCGCUGCUGCUUUCCCUGCCCUGGUGCAUGAGUAGUAAGAGGUAGGCAGGAGAUGCCUUGACAAAGCAGCCAAGCUGGCCCUGGCUCUCUGCCCAUGUAAUCCCCCUUGGCCACUCCUCCCCUCGGCCCAACCUCCAGCCAAUCCCCUGAGACCAGAAGCCUGACAAAGUGCAAUAGAGUGUGAGCCCCUGUGAGCCCACUGUGCCCCUCCGCUCCCAGGAUCCUCUCCUGUCCCCACCUGGCAUGCCGGCAGAGGAUUCUAUCCCAGAACUAAAGCCGCCUCCUGAGGCGCGGGAUCAAGGGGGGAAGACGUUCUUGUCCAGUUGUGUGCCCACUGAGGGUCGCCGGCUAAGUGGCCACGCAACCCUCACACCUCAUCUGUGCCCGGUCAAUCCACAGCCAAAGCCCGGAUGCCCUUCUUCCUAGCGCCUCUCUGGCUGGCAGUUUUCCCAGCAUCCAUUUGAACUCCCCAGCCACCAAGAGCACCAAAAGGAAGAUCCCGUACCAACAGGGUGUUAGGAAGAGAUGCCCCCACCAGGAGCCCGGCAGUGCUGCCAGUUCAGCCAUGAAACUGUAAUCUCCUAAGUGGGAGGUGGGACGGGGAUUGAUAGAGCCUAGGCAUGCGUGGCAGUCCUGGGUGGCCAAGAAAAGACCAAUGCGUCAUGCCUGCCCAGGUUAUCAGGAGGCCUUCCUGGGGCCUCUUCCGCCGCUCGGGCCCUCCAGGCUUCUUCCCGCAGGAGCUGGAGGAAGGGCUGCUGGAGGAAGGGCUCUUUGGGCUUCUCUUUUUUCCCUUUAAAGCUUGAAAAAGAAUCCUGCAUCCACAUGGACCCAGUGUAAACACUGGACUGUGAUCAAUCCGGGCACUGUUUUUAAAGCCCAGGAAUGCCAGCGGGCCAGCGCUCUAUUUACCCAUUGCCCUGGCGUUUGUGGGCUCCUCAGACUUGCAAAGAUAUUCAUGGGUUGCCCAGACUUUGGGAAGAUCUAGUUGGGGAACAGAAGACUAACAGUGAAGUUGGACUUAAAAGGUCUGAACCAGACGGACUCUCUACCGCCUCCUCUCCGGGGGAAGGGGGACUCGGUUAGCUCUCCCGCAGUCACCCGGCCCUCCACCCUCCCUCCAUCAGCAAGGUCCCAGAAGGAGAGUGGGGGGAGCCGGGAAAUGAACUAAAGUGCGCUUGUCCUUUGUGUCUCCACCCCGGGAAUGCUAACUUUCACCCUUGGUCGACUCCAGGGUAAGCGUAGAAGCUCUUCACUCCACCAACGUGAAAAACAUGAGUCAACCUUCCCGUCCAGCUAAAUCUCAAGAGGAAACUGCAGGGUAGAAAUAGAGAAAGGAUGAUCUGGGGUGAGAGGGAUAAGAGUGGACUUAUGACCCUGAGCCCUCUCACGUGCUUCCCAGCAGAGUUUGGGAUUUUGAAGGCAACCCAGCACCGUCCCUCAAGAUAAGGACAGCCGCUUUGGUUGUUGGCCAAGGCCAGUUCUUUGUGUUCCUAGGCUUUUUACAGAUAGUGCUUCCCGAGGCUUGGCUCCCAGCAAGAGCAUUUACCUCGGGCCAUUGACACCCAGAUUCUAUGAAAUCUUUUGGUGCCCUGGGCUGCUUGGGAAAGGCUGGAAUGACGUUCCUUCAGUCAGUUUGCAAGAGCUGUGUGUCUUAGCAGGGCAAUGAGCCACAAAGAGGGUCUUCCUCACUGGGAAUGAGGAAUCUGGGUUAGGGCCGUCAUGGGAGAUGCUGACCGGAGCUCAGGGCCAAGAUUUCCCUUGCUCUAUUUCUCUUCCCCACCCCUGAGGUUUCAGCUUCUCUGCCACCUCCUCCACGAGAAGCUUGGGGAGACGAGAAAAUAAGACAGAAGAGGAAGGCAAGGUCCUUUCCCUCACUAAGCUGACAGUCCAAUAUCUUUCCCCUUUUCUGGUUUGGUUUCCAAGUCCUAGGUGAACAAUUAGAUGGUUUCUGGCUUAUCUUAGGGAUCUAGUAACUAUAAAGUUAAUAAGUCAUCAGUUUUACAACCAGUGUGUUAUUUGAUUAUCACAAAAGGCCUGAGAAGUUGGUAGAACAGUUCCAACAGUGGCAAAAUUAAAAGAAAAUGGCCCAAGGUCAUAGAGCAAAUGUAUAAGUGUUGAACCCAGGUUUGCUGACUGACAAUCCAUUCCCUUCUCUCUACUAUCCUGGCAUGAAGAGAGAAGGGUCAGGUGUUACCGAGGCCUGGGCCUGACUCAUUAGCCAUCAAGUCAUGAACAUAAAGGACCCUACCUUAAGGGGCCAAAGGACAAAAAGCAGAGUCUGGACCGAAGUUGGAUGUAUCACUACCUAAGCAGAAAAAAACGGAAAUGGAGGGGCUGGCUUUCAAAAAAGGGGAAAACAACAAUAAUAAUAAUAAUAAAACAAGCAAAACAUUAUAUACUUGAAUGUUGAAGUUUAUUUAUUUUUUACAUCUGCAUUGGUUGUGUUGUAAGUGGGCCAUUCCCAUUCCUGGAGGUACAUUUUGUUUUCUCUAAAAAUAAAUAAGAUCUGCCAAACGAA
Monodelphis domestica (gray short-tailed opossum) is the source of this 5153-nucleotide messenger RNA. RefSeq names its product G protein signaling modulator 1 (gene GPSM1). Gene Ontology annotation, cellular component: cell cortex. NCBI's taxonomy places the organism in Eukaryota, Metazoa, Chordata, Mammalia, Didelphimorphia, Didelphidae. Gene Ontology annotation, molecular function: G-protein alpha-subunit binding; GDP-dissociation inhibitor activity. The record is from RefSeq and is a predicted model, not a curated record. Gene Ontology annotation, biological process: establishment of mitotic spindle orientation.